CCGACCAUAGAAUAGCGGUUCUGACCCCCUUUCUGUUUGUCUUGGGUGUUACUCGUGCGCAAAUAUAGUCGUUUGCUUUGUGCAUGUCUCUAGGAUUCUUGCAUUAAUUCGUAGUAAAGCAGCUAUUCGGAUUUUCUUUUAUACCAAUUUACUGCACUGUUACAAUCGGCUAAUUUACAGCAAACUAAUUAUAAUAAUAAUGGCGCAGGAGUUCGUCGAGACAAAAUUAAAAGGAGACAAAGUCGUUUUGUUUUUGAAACCGUCGUGCCCGUAUUGCGUGAUGGCAAAAGAGGUUCUGGCCAAGUAUACAUUCAAAGCUGGACACCUGGACUUCAUCGACAUAAGUGGAAGGAACGAUAUGAGCAAAAUCCAAGACUACUUCCUCGAGAUAACCGGGGCUCGGACUGUGCCACGGGUAUUCAUUGGAGAGGAGUGUAUUGGUGGGGGCAGUGACGUAGCUGAACUGGAGAAAGCCGGGAAGUUGGAGAACAUGCUGACGUCCAUUGGCGCUCUGCAAUGAAUUCAGGACGGGGUCGGGAGGGUCACAUGACGAGGCAGCGAGAUUUGCGCAGUUGCCGUCUCCGCUGCUGGUACUCGCUGAGCUCCUGCAGGUAUCCCCGGGACGGCCACCGGACCCUCUCCACCUGCUCCCUCUCCUCGUCUGAAACACAACCCCGCCACGCCCAAUAACGGAGACGCUGUCACCAUGACGACCGCGGAAACGCGCCACCCCUCAACAACAUCCCGGACCUCCAGGAUCCUCAGUCCUGUCCAACUUCUCAAUCCACAACAUAAUGGUUUACAAUGGAGGCAUUAGCUAGUUAUGGUGGAGAGACCAUUUUUUGGGGAAUUUAUCAUCGACAACCUCACAAGAAAUGAUAGAAACCAAAAAGGAAAAGAGCUCACAUAGUUUUCGGUCUUUGUAGGCAGCUUACGAGCAGUGUUUGCUAGAUGUGGGUUCUGUAGAAUUUAGGAAUGUUGCAACAAAACUCGUUGUACUUUAGCCCUUUGUAAAAAGGGGGUAAACAAGCCCGUCCAAUAUAAAUGUCCUGGAAACCUGUUGUUCAUGAUGGAAUUAGAUGUACAAUUUAGAGUCCAAUAAAUAUAUUUGAAAUCAA
This is a messenger RNA of Conger conger (European conger), 1118 nucleotides long. RefSeq names its product glutaredoxin (thioltransferase) (gene glrx). The transcript is spliced from 3 exons. Lineage: Eukaryota; Metazoa; Chordata; Actinopteri; Anguilliformes; Congridae. The record is from RefSeq and is a predicted model, not a curated record. The coding region runs from base 200 to 520 and encodes 106 amino acids.